Messenger RNA from Mercenaria mercenaria, 3235 nucleotides. RefSeq names its product protein c-Fos-like. The record is from RefSeq and is a predicted model, not a curated record. Gene Ontology annotation, molecular function: DNA-binding transcription factor activity, RNA polymerase II-specific; RNA polymerase II cis-regulatory region sequence-specific DNA binding. Lineage: Eukaryota; Metazoa; Mollusca; Bivalvia; Venerida; Veneridae. Bases 408 to 1316 code for a protein of 302 amino acids. Gene Ontology annotation, cellular component: nucleus. The transcript is spliced from 6 exons. Gene Ontology annotation, biological process: regulation of transcription by RNA polymerase II.
AUAUAAAUAAACCAAAAUUUCACAACGCUUAGUAAACGUUUUGACUCGGUUGUGAAUGUGUGCUUGUAGUUUUAUCGAGAUCUCUAGUUAAUUUGUGGAUUGUUAAACAUUAUUUUGAGUAGCUGACAAAGAAAGAAAAAAUGAAAACAAAUUCUAGCAGACUUGCAUAUUUUGCGGUUGUGGAAUGUGGUUGCGGUCGGUCGAGCAUAGUAAAUUGGAAAUCCCCUCAGAUUGGAACGAUAGCGCAUGCGCGAAUGACAUCAUAUAGGCGGAGUUUGUUAAAUAUGCUUGGCAGUUUUAGGUUGGGAGCGGUCCUGUUACACGGGUGAAAGCGGCGGCAUUAUCUGGCGUAAAAUUCAUUUAGGUUGAUAAAACAUCCGAUAUAAGUUUUAUUUACAAAUAUCACUAUGGUAAUGCACGGACAGACAGACCUCCUUGAGAUUUUGCUGGGGAACAAGGCCAAUGGUGUUAUUACCCCUGACGGGGAUCUUAGUUUCUUCGCACCUCAUUUAGAGAGAGAUCAGCAAUUAGACACUGAUAUACUUGACAUCAUAGACCCAAACGACGAGGCAACCCUUAUCCCAGACAUGGACAUACUUGGUGACGAUGGCUGUCAAGUUGUAGAGGUUGUUGCCGAGACUGUUGAAAUACCACAGGAAACUCCAAGUACCAGUAGUACAAUCUUAACUACCUUAGAUGUGCCAGACAAGUCAAGUAAUCAGUUUAUAUUCCAAUUUCCGGAACCUGGUACAGACCAAUUUUCCACAAUAGACCUUGGUUUCCUUACGGAAGUGAGCGACAUUAACGACGUGACAUUCACAGAAGACACUUCUGACACGGAGUCCUAUUCUGCAACUCGGGUUUCCUCCACACCUUUUAGUCCUACAUCAUCUUCAAUCUCUACCAUGCCCCCAACACCCGACACUGCCUCAUCACUGGACUCUAACUCCAGCAAUGUACCUUCAUUUGUCAAAGAGGAGCUGAAGUUUGCAAUCAGAAGUAAACGACAAAGGGAAGGGAAAGAAGAUCUGAAAGUUGAAUUUGUUCCACCAGCUCCAGAACAGCUGACAGAGGAAGAAGAAAUAAGAAGAAUAGAAAAACGAGAAAGAAACAAACUAGCUGCUCAGAAAUGUAGAGAAAAGAAACGAAUACUGGGCGAUAAAUUAGAAGCUGAAACAAAGGUUCUAAUGAAACGCCAGAAUCAGUACAAGACGGAAAUUCAGAAACUUUUAGAUGAACGUGAAACACUGUUAGAAAUGAUAAAUGUUCACAAAGCCGUGUGUCCCAAAUUCCGGGCUAAAUCUGCUAACUUUUGAUGGAUUUCCUGAACUCUGAUCAUGGAACAGUCUCCCCGACAUGACACUAACUGCUGGUGAUAUCACUUGACUUGUUUCAGUGUCUUUUCAGGAUAUACUCCGAAAUCCUGUGAAUGUUAGAGUUUCAGACUUAAAGGUCUAGAUCAGUCAAUACUGUAGGCUAUAUUUCUGGUCCUUGAAGUUUGAAGACCCAACUAAGGUCUCACAAAUUAAACUGUGUAGUUUUGCUUAGGCAAAUUGCACAUAAUUGUGCUGAUGACGCUCUGCUUGAUGUAGAGAAACACGAGAGAAAACAUGUUUAUAUAAAAACAUGAAAAGUGCUGCAAGUGCACAGAAAAAAAAUACAUUGAGGUUUGCUGAUAUUAGAGGUUGUAUAUUAAACAAAUGCAUUUUAUCACAUGUAUAAAACAGUAUAAACAUUUUGCUGGUUGCACAACAGUUGUGCCUAUUGCAUUGUAUAGUGUUUUACAAAAUGAUAGAUUUAUCAGGGACAUUCAUUGAAUAUCUCUGUAUGUAAAAUAUAUUGCAUGUUGAAGUAUAAAUUGUUGAAACAGUUAAAGACUGUGUAUGUGUACUGUUUUAUAACAUGAAAGUAAAAAUAUUGCCAAAAAUUCAUUACGAAUUAAAUGUUUUGAGUUAUCUGCUUAUGUAGCAAAUAUGAAGGUUAUACAGAAUGCGUUCAGUGAAAGAGAUAUAGACCAAUCCUGUCGAGGUCAAACCGUGGGUGUUUUGUUUAAAUAGGAUUGUUAUCUUUAUUUAAUGUUAAGCUAUUUUAUGAAUGGAUCGAAUAAAAGCGACAUUCUUUAUGUAUUUUGAUAUGUAUUCGUAUUCAUAUUCAUAUUCACGUAAGAAGAGAUUUUACUUUACUUUCAUUUUUUUAAAAGAAAUUCAUUACAAUAAUUUUCUCAGAGUUACAUUUUUAGGGUCAGUUACAAUUGUUCACAAGUGUCAAAGAUAACCUAGAAGUUUUGACCACUUGUAUAGGUAGAUAUCACUUACUUUCCGGCAUGUAAACGGCUAUGUAUUUUAUAAGCUAUGAAAAUUAUUUUAUUUAUGAGAAGUCUUUCUGAGUCUCAUUUCUAGUCCAUUUUCAAGUUACUGAAUCUGCUUCAGCUACUGGUGCAGGCUUCACCAGAGAAAAUACAGAAGUUAAAUAGUUUGUUUUACAUUCUUCUGGUAUAGUUUUAUAAGUUUACUACAUCUGAUCUUGCUGUACUUUUUUCUGUAAUAAAAUGUUUUAUUUAACCUUGGUAUGUUUAAUUGAGCGUAAAGAUGGCAAAUAUUUUAGACGAAUAUAAAUGGCAAAAUAAACGUGUAUGUAUUUAAAGGGUUGAAAACGUUGUAUACAUUUUCUUUUCAUGACACAGUCGCCAUUUCUCACAAUAAACAUUAUGAAUAUUCAAGACAGCUCAUGGAAGCAUAGGUCGUAUAUGUCUUGAUUGAAGUAUUCAUCGUCAUUUAUAGAUUGUAUGAUAGUUGCCAGUAUCACACAAUUUGGGAGAAAAAAUGAGCUGAAACUGUGUGAAGUGGGUAUGUUGUGAAAGUGGUCAUUUGUAGAAUUUGUUUGCAUAAUUUCCCCGUAUAUACUUUGAAAUAAUGAACCAACAACUUCUUACAUCCUUUGAUGCAUACGAAGAUACAUUUUUUUCAUCUCACCUGUGAAAAGCGAGCUAAAGCGCUUGUAUUUUUGUUGUCCUUCAUGUUGAAGUCUUACUACGACAUAAUUAUGUAUUUAUAGGCAGCACACAUAGGCAUAUUAACAAGACCAUUUGUUGCAUUACAUCACCCGGUAUCAUUAAACGUACAAAUCUGACAGUUUUUCUACUUUUUGAUAUUGUUUGUUUGUUAUUAAGAUAUGACAUUUUGAUAUUGUAUAUUGUUUUGUUAGUGGUUGAAUCUAAUAAAACUUUUAAAAAUAA